Lottia gigantea (owl limpet) is the source of this 2310-nucleotide messenger RNA. RefSeq lists its product as hypothetical. The transcript is spliced from 14 exons. Lineage: Eukaryota; Metazoa; Mollusca; Gastropoda; Lottiidae. Gene Ontology annotation, molecular function: calcium ion binding. The coding region runs from base 143 to 1777 and encodes 544 amino acids. Gene Ontology annotation, biological process: lipid metabolic process. The record is from RefSeq and is a predicted model, not a curated record.
GGUGAUUCCGUAGUUACGUAAACAUCCGCCAUUCCGACUGAAAUUGAAAACUUCUAAGAUUGGUGAUUUGUCUUUUUAAAAUGGUUCGCCUGCUAGGCGAUUAGGUGCCGUAGGUUCGAAUCCUCCUCAAGAAUCAAACAGAAUGGGAAUCGAAGCAUCAGUUUUAGCUGAAAACAAAGCGGCAGAAGAAAAAAAAAAUCGUGAACUGUUUGUCAGGAAUCAACUUUCAGUCGAGGAAGAGGAGGCUCUCCAACUUACAGAGGUGGACUUUGACCUCUCAGAAAAGGAAUCUCAGUCUCAGUAUUUGAAAAUUGACCCCAAAAAGUAUGACUACUGUUUUGAAAACCUUGUGUUUGAAGGGGGCGGGAUGAAAGGUGCUGCUUACGUUGGGGCCAUAAGGUACUUAGAAGAGCUGAAACUAGAUAAACAGAUCAAACGAUAUGCUGGAACCAGUGCUGGCGCCAUGAUGGUGGCCUACCUUGCCGUGGGAUAUAGAGCUGACGAGAUAGCAGAAUUCGUAGAGCCAAGUUUUAUUUCGUCAAUCUUAAACUCGAAUCCUAUGGGAGUAUUAAAUCUGCUACCGAAUAUGCUUCGAACGUAUGGCUGGAAACCAACGACAAAGUUGUAUACCGUCAUGGGAGAACACUUCGCAGCGAAAACUGGUGAUGCUGACAUCACAUUUAAACAGUUGUACAAGAUGACAGGAAAGGAGCUGUGUAUAUGUGUAACAAAUGUAAACCAUAUGGUUGCGACGUAUUGUCACGUAAAGACCACGCCCAGUUUACCCGUCAGACAAGCUGUGUGUAUGUCCAUGUCCUUACCAGGAUAUUUCCAAGCGGUUAAAAUAACCAAUAUGGGAGAAACUGAUGUAUAUGUGGAUGGUGGUUUGCUCUGUAACUAUCCAAUACAUUGCUUCGACGGCUGGUUCCUGUCUAUGGAUCCGGAGGAUAGUUUCUUUGAAAAAUUCCAGCCACUGAGCAAUAUUUCACAUUUAUACGACAAUUCUGUUCGGUUUGGAACUGUGAAUGAAAAUACCCUCGGUUUUGAAGUGUAUUCCGAUUAUGAACAAGAUUUGAUGAAAGGAAAAUUAGAUAACCGAGCGGGAGCUUUGGCGCCGGAUAAACCAGAUGAGGAUACUAAGCUUUAUAAAAAAUACAUGACAAAGAAGCUGAAGAAGAAAAAGGCAGAAAAAAUUCAUGCGAAGGUUGUCAGAUCGGUGGAUAAUUUUCUUCGGGCUAUUAGGAAAUACAAUAUUAACCAGAAAGACAACGUUGAUCUAGAAGAAUUGAAAAAGGUAUUUGAAGAUGAUGAAAUUUUUACAGCUCAUGAUUGCAAGAUUUUAUUUGGGAAAAUUAUGACUGCUGAAGAAGCUUUUGAAGUGAUCGAUAAAGAUAACAAUGGGGAGAUUGAGUUUGACGAACUUCUAGAAUUUAUUCAGAGAACUGGUAUUUGUUUACAAAACUGCUUCCAAGGUUACUUCCGCCAAGAAGUAAAUGGGCUAGCUCAAUUUGUAUGCAGAAUUCAAGAUGCCGUUUUAUUGAAUUUGAAGCGAGUCAAUAUGAAUUAUACUGAUUUAGAUCGAACAGUGGGAAUUAAUACUGGCCACGUUAACACGAUCGACUUCAAUAUGGAGCUGGCUGAUGUUGAUUUUUUAGAGGCGAGGGGCUAUAAUGCCAUGAAGGCCUUUCUGCGGUAUCAUGUUGUUUCGAAAGGCUUAACAAAGCGGAGCAGCAAAGACAAAAAACGACGCAGUAGUAAAUCGAAAAAGCAUGAAUAACGCGUUAAACAAGAUACAAUAUUUUUAACCUAAGAGUCAUUGUAUCUAUUUGUUGGCAUCUGAUAUAUAUAUUUUUUUCGAUCGAUCGCUUUUAUCUAUGUCAGUUGAAUUAGUGGUCAUGGAGAUUAAGUUGAAUUGAGCAGACCUGAACAAAUUUAUGUUUUUUUUUUACAUUAUUUAUAAACAAUAAAGUUUCUGUCGAGGGAUAUAGCGGCAUAAGCCGUUUACAAUAUUGCUUUGCUACCUUUUAAAACCUGAUUUCGGCUAUCUCUAUCACUUUUCCGAAUUUAAAUCCAAACCACGAUGUCUUAACAUUCAAUAAAAAGGUGGUUUAGACUGAGCCGUGCUAAUAUUGCCGAUAACACGGCUCGUAUGUGACGACCGGCAAAACAUGAUUCGUUUGUGUUAAGUUACAGUCGAAAUUAGCGUCGGAUUUUAAUUCUGUAAGGUGGCGCCGGCAGCCAACAAAGCCAAUGUUUAGGCUACUCUAUAUCCUUUUGAUAUAAAAAAAAAUCAUAUCGACGAAAUGAUUU